Rotaria sp. Silwood1 is the source of this 1044-nucleotide messenger RNA. The record is from the annotation of a GenBank genome assembly. NCBI's taxonomy places the organism in Eukaryota, Metazoa, Rotifera, Eurotatoria, Philodinida, Philodinidae.
AUGAUUAAAGAGGGUUUAGCUGAUUCAUGUGCUAUAUUAUCAAAAUUUGUCAUAAAAAGUUGGCGUAUUAUUCAACGUGGUAUGAAUAAAGCAGAUGCAAAUGCUUUAAUAACUCUCGGAAAUCAACUAAACACCGAUUUUAAAAAUGAGUUAGCCAAAUUUGUUGAUUCAUCAAGACCCGAUUUGGUUAAUAUUUAUUUUCAAUUGUUACGUAAUACAACAGGUUAUAAUAUUGAAGAUUUGUUAAAAGAAAAAGAUGCUUUAGAAAUUGAUUUAUUACAACGAGCAGAAGAAGUAACAAAUAAAUCUUCUGAAUGCGGGAGAAUUCAAGGAAAAAUUGAUUCAAUUGAAUACGAAAAGCAAAUUUAUGAUAUAGCCAUUCGAGAUUCCGAGGCGGCAAAAUCAGAAAUGAAAGAAGAAAUAGCUCGAUUGAAAGCACAAAUACCUGAGUAUAAAAAGGAGAUAGAAAAGUAUCGACAUAAUUAUUCAGAAGAACGACAAUCUGCUUGGAUAUUUUCCUGGAAAAUACAAAAAACCCGUAAAGAUAAUGGCAAAAGAAUAGCACGGGAACAUCUCAAUGGAUUACGUGGUCGAAUCCAUGUUCUUGAAAGAAAAUUAAAAAAUUGGUCAAAUGAUGAUUUAACUCAAAAAUCGGAAGAAGCAACAAGUAUUUUGCAAAAACUUGAAGGAGAGAAAAAGGAUUUAGAAAAACAACAUGAAAUACUCAACAGUUCGCAUAAUCAUACUGAACAAAAAUUUCAUGCUGUUAUUGAAAAAAUUAAUAAAAUUUAUGAAACGACUGGAACUGUCAAUGUUAAAAGUAUCACAGCAGUGGAUGAUUUAUGUCGUGGUCUUCAAACUGGAUCAGAAGCUCUUAUAUCAGCUUGUGACAAAAUACUUAGUCAUUUAGAAGGAAUUGAUCUUGAUCCAAAUUCCUUAAUUGAUGCUGUACUAGAUGCUUUAAAAUUGAUCAAUAUGGCUGAUGAGUAUAAUGAUUCCACAAAAAUUAAAGAUAUUAAACGGAUAUUAAUGGGAUCUAAAUAA